This is a messenger RNA of Nothobranchius furzeri (turquoise killifish), 2226 nucleotides long. It is a transcript of the gene gdf6a, whose product is annotated as growth differentiation factor 6a. Gene Ontology annotation, cellular component: extracellular region. The record is from RefSeq and is a predicted model, not a curated record. Gene Ontology annotation, molecular function: growth factor activity; cytokine activity. NCBI's taxonomy places the organism in Eukaryota, Metazoa, Chordata, Actinopteri, Cyprinodontiformes, Nothobranchiidae. Gene Ontology annotation, biological process: BMP signaling pathway.
UCCAGAGCAAAAAUCGCACUUCUUCUGGUGGGACCCGAGAGCGCAAAAGCAGGAGCUCUCCGACUCCGACGCGCGCAUCAUCUCCGGCUCUGGUGGACCCACAAAUCAGACUUAACUGGGAGAGAGACGCGCACACGCUCAGAGAGAGAGAGAGAGCGAGAGAGCGAGAGAGAGAGAGAGAGAGAGAGAGAGAGAGAGAGAGAGAGAGAGAGAGAGAGAGAGAGAGAGAGAGAGAGAGAGAGAGAGCGAAAGAGGGGGGAAAACGAAAAGCUUCUUGCCAUCUUCCAGCCAUGGACGCAUCUCGAGUCGUUGCGAUUUAUCUGGGCCUGCUCCUUGUUUUCUUUGGGAAUAUUCCGUGUUUCCAGUCUGCUGCUCGUAUCUCUCCCUCUGUACCGAGGAGGAACAGGGAAGCCAGGAUCUCCCAUCCGGGCGCGCAAAGGUCAUCCAAAUUUCUAAAAGACAUAUUGACGUAUUUGCAGCCUGCAGCAGGACAUCACAAACACGAGCCAAAGGACGCGAUUGUGCCGCAUGAAUACAUGCUCUCCAUAUACAGGACGUACUCCGCAGCGGAGAAACUGGGACUAAACGCAAGCUUUUUCCGCUCCUCUAAAUCUGCAAACACCAUAACGAGUUUUGUGGACAGAGGAACAGACAAUCUUUUGCACUCUCCUCUGCGAAGACAAAAGUAUCUGUUUGAUGUCUCAACCCUUUCAGAGAAAGAGGAGCUGGUCGGGGCGGAACUGCGGAUUUUCAGGAAGGCGCAAGGGAAUGCGCAAAAGUCGGGGAUCUAUGACAUCCAGCUCUACCCCUGCCGCUCUGACAGACAGCUGAAUUCCAGGUCUCUGGACCCAAUGGAUUCCGCCACAUCCGGCUGGGAGGUUCUGGAUGUAUGGGACGCGUUUAAAGCACAUCGGCAACAUCACUAUCAUCAGCAGCAGCGCCAUCUCUGCUUCCAGCUCAGGGUCACUCAGGGUCAGACCGAGGUGGACCUGAGGCAGCUGGGGCUGGACCGGAGCGGCCGAACCCAGCAGGAGAAGGCCAUCCUUGUGGCCUACACCCGCUCCAAAAAGAGGGAGAACCUGUUCAAUGAGAUGAAGGAGAAGAUCAAGUCGCGGAGGUCGGUCGGUGAAAAGGAGGAGAAGCCGCGCACCAGGGGGUUUAAAGGAGAGGGGCCCCGGCGGCGGAGGAGGACGGCGCUGAGCAACCGGCACGGAAAGAGACACGGAAAGAAAUCCAGGUCCCGGUGCAGCAAAAAGCCGCUGCACGUGAACUUCAAGGAGUUGGGCUGGGACGACUGGAUCAUCGCGCCGCUGGGCUACGAGGCGUACCACUGCGAGGGCGUGUGCGACUUCCCGCUCAGGUCGCACCUGGAGCCGACCAACCACGCCAUCAUCCAGACUCUCAUGAACUCCAUGGACCCCUACAGUACCCCUCCGAGCUGCUGCGUGCCUACCAAGCUCAGCCCCAUCAGCAUCCUCUACACGGACUCGGGUAACAACGUGGUGUACAAACAGUACGAGGAGAUGGUGGUGGAGCAGUGCGGCUGCAGGUAGCGGGCGUCACACUCUCUCACACACACAUCCACACAGAAACAAAAGACAAAUCGGUGUAAACGUAGAGUCCGGUUGGGCUGAAGAUAAAAACAAUCCUCACGGAGGUCUGCUGAGCUUUACGCGCCUUGGUUUUGAAUCCAAAACGGAUGCGCAGGAGGCUCUAUCUAUUUAUUCAGACUUUCUCACGUCCACUCAUCCGCUUUAGAGCGAUUUCCCUCCAGUUAUCACCGAACAGACGAGCCCAGUCCGGUCUGACACGAGGAGCAGGCUGCAGGUCGGAGGGUAACCUGCUGCUGUGAGGACAGCAGCUGCGCUCUGGUCUGAUUCCCACAGCUGGGGCCACAGCAGGCCCGAAUCAGGGCCCGUGUUCCCACACAGAUGCACGAACACAAGGGCUGAACGAUUGAUCCACCAGAUUAAGGGGAGAAGAUGGAAAUGCCUUCAAGAGAUUUGACUUCUGCCUACCUGAGAGCAGAGGCGCUGAGAGACACAGAGUACAGGACUUGUGCCUUAAUGGAAACAGAAAAGCACAGAACUGGGGCCAGCAGUUGGAGCUCAAACGUCCGAGUCUUUACAAAAUGCACUUCUGCAACCGGACGUCAGAGAGAGGGGAGGUGUGUGUGUGUGUGUGUGUGUGUGUGUGUGUGUGUGUGUGUGUGGGGGGGGGGGGGGG